Messenger RNA from Nelumbo nucifera (sacred lotus), 2573 nucleotides. RefSeq names its product bZIP transcription factor 17. The record is from RefSeq and is a predicted model, not a curated record. Gene Ontology annotation, molecular function: DNA-binding transcription factor activity. Lineage: Eukaryota; Viridiplantae; Streptophyta; Magnoliopsida; Proteales; Nelumbonaceae. Gene Ontology annotation, biological process: regulation of DNA-templated transcription. Gene Ontology annotation, cellular component: endoplasmic reticulum membrane; nucleus.
CCUCUGCAGUCUCCCCCUUUAAACUGACUCCAUCCCUGAUUCCCACUCUGAAACCCCAAAAACCUCAAAAUGGCGUGUCUGGAACCUGCUCCGUGCGGUUCCCUCUCUGAAACUGACCCACCGAACCCUUAUGCUUCCUCUGAAUUUGAUUCUGUGCCUCUUCCUACUUUCGAUCCUGAUUUCUUCUCCGAUGAUCUUACCUUGCCGGAGGAUUUCCUCACCGAUCUAGGGUUUGAUGGAGACUUGGAUUUCCUGGAUGAUAUCGUUAUUCCUCCCUCGGACGAGGAUUUUACUUUGGAAGAUGGCUCUAUAGCCUUGUCCUUGGUGUCGGUUGAUCCAGUCGCCGUCCCCUCAUUGUCUCACGAGUCGAAAGCCGACGGAUCGGGUGUCUCGUCUUCGUCUUCCCCGGAUUCGGACGACCAGAGCUUGGAUGUUGCUAGGAUUUUGAGUUUUCCGUCGCCGGAGACGGGUAGUUGUGAUCGGGAAUUCUGUGAACCAGUAUCUUCCGCGGAUUCCGCUGGCUGUAGGUCAAGUGUGGCCGGGGAGAAGAGUUUGAAUGCUUUGUCGCCAGAUUCUGGUAGUUGCAACGGUGAUCAGUCGGGAUGCGCGACGUCCUCCCCCAAUUCAGGUGACAUUCGGGUAGAUAUCUUUGCCGAUCAGAAGAUUAAGUUGGAGGAGGUUGGCAACGUCUGUUUGGCGAAAAGGAAGAAAGAUAAAGACGACGGGAACAGUAACCCUAAAAGCAGUAAGUUCCGCAGGUCGGAGGACUCAAAGACUCCUUACGUUUCAAAUGCUCUUAGUGAAGAAGAGGAGAAAAGGAAAGCGAGGUUAAUGAGGAACAGGGAAAGUGCCCAACUUUCUAGACAGAGGAAGAAGCAUUACGUCGAAGAGUUGGAAGACAAGGUAAAGUCAAUGCAUUCUACUAUUGCGGAAUUAAAUGGCAAGAUUUCGUUUAUCAUGGCUGAGAAUGCUAGCUUGCGCCAACAAUUAGGCGGUGGUGCUGUCUGUCCGCCGCCGCCUCCGGGCAUGUAUCCUCAUCCUGCGAUGGCUCCCGUGCCUUAUCCCUGGGUUCCUUGUUCACCUUAUGCAGUGAGACCUCAAGGAUCUCAAGUUCCUUUGGUUCCAAUUCCGAAAUUAAGACCGCAGCAACCGGUAUCAGCGUCCAAGGCUAAGAAGUCUGAGAGUAAGAAGGCUGAGAAUAAAACUAAGAAAGUUGCAAGUGUUAGUUUACUGGGUCUGCUGUUUUUCUUGUUUUUCUUUGGAGGGUUAGUUCCGUUUGUCAACGUUAGAUUUGGAGGAAGCAAAGAAACGCAUCCUACUGGGUUUGAUUUUUCUAACAACUUCCAAGCUCAUCCCCGAGGGAGGGUUUUGACAGUUAGAGGUUCUGCUAAUGGGUCUGAUAAUAGAGUAGGAGUAGGCUUGUAUGAUGGGAAAUCAGCUUUUGACAAGGUUGGUGAUAGAAAUGUUAAUUGUAAGAGAGGUAGAGCUAGAGAGGCCGAAUCAGAGAUCAAACAAAAUAAAUGGGAAUCACAACCUUUGCCUGGUUCAGGUAGCUCUGUGCAUUUAGGAAAUGCUAGCGAGCCUCUUGUUGCUUCACUCUAUGUACCGAGAAAUGAUAAGCUAGUGAAGAUUGAUGGCAACUUGAUAAUUCAUUCUGUUAUGGCUAGUGAGAGAGCUAUUGAAUCUUCUCGCGCAGCAACUGGAACAAAGAGUGAUAAAACAUCUGGGCCUCUUGUGGGUGAAUCUAAAGAAACUCGUCUAGCAAUUGCGCGCAGUUUGGCUCCAGCACUUUCUCUUUCUAACCCUGGGAGGCACUCAGACAACGAUCCACGCCUAUACAGGAGCCUCAGUGAAAGGCAGAAAGCACUUGGUUCUGGUCCUGGAGAUGCUUCCAAGAAAAACUCAAAGUCAGCUACAUCUGAUGGGUCAUUGCAAGAAUGGUUCCGUGAAGGCCUUGCAGGACCUAUUUUAGGUACUGGAAUGUGCACUGAAGUAUUUCAGUUCAAUGUGUCUCCCGAUUCUGCCAACCCUGGUGCCAUAAUUCCAGCAGCUUCAGUUGCCAAUAUUUCAGAGGAACAGCCACCAGAUUCUGCGAAUCACAGCAAGAGGAAGAAUAGAAGGAUUCUCUACCCUUCACCUAUUCCCCUUUCUGGAUCUUCUGUCAACCAAACUGAAGAACAUGAUAGAAGGCCUUCAAAGAAUGAGAGCUUCCAAGGCAACAAAUCUGCUUCAUCAAUGGUUGUGUCCGUGCUGGUUGAUCCUAGAGAAGCUAGUGAUAUCGAGGGUGAUGGAGUAAUCUCAUCGAAGAAAUCCUUGUCUCGGAUUUUUGUUGUUGUGCUUGUGGACAGUGUCAAGUAUGUGACAUAUUCAUGCGUGGUACCUUUCAAAGGUUCUAAUUCUCCUUUGGUAACUGCUUGAGGACAGUAGAAUGGUGCCUCCUAAUGAAUGACAUGCGACUCCUAUAUGUUUCAGUUUUGUAUAUAGAAAACAAAUUACAUGUAGUUUGAACUUUGAACUCCGAGAAAUCAAUUAUCAGUGUUUUUAACUUGCAUAAUUUAAAUUUACUUCCUCAA